AACAAAUACAAACCAACCAUGUCUCGCCGCUCGCGCUCUAAACCAUUGCCCCAGGAGCAGCCCGCAGCCCCGGCGCUGUACGAAGAAGACGAGGACAUCGGCGACGACGAGGCCGACGCCCUGCUUGAUGAGGAGGCAGAGGUCACUCGUUGUGUGUGUGGCCGCGACGAACUCACGCCGCUGCAAACAAACGCUCAGCUCCUGCAAUUGCUCCAGCUGGAGUACGGCAUCAAGGUGGAUCUGGGGCUUUUCAUCCAGUGCGACAAGUGUCUGGUGUGGCAGCACGGCUACUGUGUCGGGUUGUUCAUGAACGACGACGUGCCCGACAAGUACUGGUGUGAGAUGUGUCGCCCCGAGAUGCACGUCGUGGUCGAGGAGCUGGCCACCGGGAGUAGGCCCAGUCGGACCUUGUACAAGCCUGUCAACGAGAAGAGACGUGCUCUUUUGAAUUGGACCGGCGGUCGUCACAGAGCUGACCGAGAGAGGUCCUCCGCGGUCAAACAUGAGGUGGCGGCAGAAAACCACCUGGAUGCCCGUGGAAGUGGCAGUGGUGCCGGUGCUGGUGCUGGUGCUGGUACUGGUGCUGGUACUUCCUCGGGUGGUGCUGCCCCGGAUGACGGUACCGUUGGCGAACAGUCUGAGGGGACAGCAACCGUACGAAAGGACCGCCGUCAUGCCGAAGGCUACGACGAACAAUUGGAAAAGGCAUUGAGAGAAAGCGCCAAGGAGAGCGGAGUUCCCUUGAGUGACAUAGAAGGCAGAACGUCGAGAAAGAGACGUGCUGCUUCUGGAAAGGAGGAGAGUUCUGGCGGAGAGGACGAUAAGAAUACGACAACGGCAGCGGGAGGUCUGCGUAAGCUGUCACCCGACCUGUUACUCCCAGCCUCGACUUCUUCUCGUGUAGGUAGUCCAACUAAAAGACGGCGUGGUGUAGCAGCUGCUGGUGCCGACUCCAAGCCGGUCGUCUCUUCGGACAAUGACGACAGAGCAGCACAUUCCCAAGACACCAAUGCCUCGUCCGCCACGUCUGCGCCUACCACGGCCGGGACUUCUGGAGGCUCUUCUUCGACUGGAACAAAGGGCAGAGGAAGGGGGAAGAGCAAGGCCGGAACCCCAGCAGCCAACUCCGCGCCGGCUCCGACCAAGGAGGAGCUCACAUCUCAGCCAUCGAAGCCACGGUUCGUCAACCCCAAGUCAAGCAUCUACGAGCUCCGUAAGCGUACGGGGGCCAUUCUCGAAUGGCUUGGCCGGCUGCAGCUUGAACUCGAGGAGGAGAAGUCCCACAAGGUGGAAUUGUUUCUCUACCACGAAAACGACAAUGAGGCCAAACGCGAACAACCAGACAUCACCGGAAAGUACGACCAUAACUUGCGUUUAAUGGAGCAAUUGACCGAGAAGAUUUUGAAUUGGGAACAAAAGUUUGGCAAGUAUGCUCCUUGAUCUCGUGUGAACCCCCGACCAAGUGAAGAGGGGGGUCGUCCUAAGAUCUUACACACUUCCCUACGGGGUCUUCGAGUCAGUCCACUGGGCCCCUACCCGGAGAGUACCACUGCGUGGUGCCUAGCUCCUCUACGAGGAGACCUCCUACAGCCAUUCCUCGUUAGAGGAAGAAGGCCCCCACGGCUAGUGGCCCACGGAGUGCCAGCGGAGCGGCUUUCAGACCCCGUAGGGUGACCCACUCAGUUCCCCGCGGGACUAGCAAGACGCUCAGCUGGGUACCCUGCCCGAGGAUGGACACUGUGCUGCUCCAUGGAUCCGAUGAUAUAGAAAAGGCAUAGGAACCGUCCAUGUGAGCUCACCCACUAAGGAUGUCUGAACUCCAGCUACUGGCUUGACUGACUGUGAAUCGGCCCACAAUCUACAAUUGGUUGAACCUAGUGGU
Messenger RNA from [Candida] anglica, 1882 nucleotides. Lineage: Eukaryota; Fungi; Ascomycota; Pichiomycetes; Serinales; Debaryomycetaceae. The record is from the annotation of a GenBank genome assembly.